Ilyonectria robusta is the source of this 1686-nucleotide messenger RNA. RefSeq names its product serine-threonine protein kinase 19-domain-containing protein. Gene Ontology annotation, biological process: positive regulation of Ras protein signal transduction; protein phosphorylation. The record is from RefSeq and is a predicted model, not a curated record. NCBI's taxonomy places the organism in Eukaryota, Fungi, Ascomycota, Sordariomycetes, Hypocreales, Nectriaceae. The coding region runs from base 279 to 1379 and encodes 366 amino acids. Gene Ontology annotation, molecular function: protein serine/threonine kinase activity. The transcript has a single exon.
GUAAUAGCUGAGAUGUAACUUGUGCACACCAAAAGAAAUUGUUCUUGUUGACAACAGCAGGAACCAGGUUGUCUCCGUUGACAUCGGAGUGUGUCCUUGUUCUCUAGCUCUGCGGCGAUGCUCACUCAGUGUCCGACACGGAUAAAGUCCAUUUGAGUCAGAUUUCCCCACUAUUUUGUCUGACAACCUUGAAGGGCGUGAACUACACACCACAUGAGACAGGCCCAGUGAAGUCACAUCCUGGGGCGAUCAGGCAAAUCCAGGUUCCCAAAGAAAAAAUGCCGAAAAGCAUACGUUCCAUAUUAGGAAAACCAAAUCGCGUUACCAAAGCCUCUCGCCCGUCUCCCGCCAGACAGCCAAGGCCAAGCGGAUCACCCGUCAAGGGCCGCAAGCCGAAGGAUGAAGAAGCAGAGCUCUUCCAGGACAAGCUCGACGACCUGGGCCUGACCAAAAUACUGGAAGAUGAGUUGACGCUGCGCGAUGUCAUCCAGGCAAUGCGGUAUGUCCGGUCGCGCAUGUUCAGCCCCGUUCCGGCAACAGGCCUCAACUCCACGCGAACCGCCGAGGUGCUCAACUACCGAGUCGCCGCCGCGCCCAUCGUUACCGUCGGACAUCUCAACGCCAUCUUGAACUCACCGUCCAAGGUGUCUCGGGAGAUGGCUGAACUAACGGGCAAGGGUAUCGUGAGGAGAGUGAGGGUGGAAAGACGUGGUGGGAUGGGAGAGGCUUUGAUCGAGACGGCCGACCUGUCUGGGAUGCUUGACAAGGCUCAACUGGGAGAGGAGACGAAGAUGAAGUUUACGGCAUUCUUGAAGGAGAAUCCUACAGCUCAGACACUCCCCAAGGGCGUAUUGGAGAGCAGCCAUGCGGAUGAGCUCGUCCGGGCAGGAUUCCUUACCGGCUCUACGCCGUCCAAUCCGGGAAACACCCUCGACGUCCGCCCCGAGGAUCGCACGACAAUGAUGUCCAUUCAGCACGUCUCCCGUUUUGCAUCCGGUAGCGUCUCUGCCGUAGGAGGCCGCAAUGCCAUCCACCUCGCCGGUGGCGGCGGGGGAGCCCCAACACUUACGUACGCGGCAUCGCUGGACGCAUCACCGGCGGCGUUCCGGCUCGCGGUCCCGGGCCACGGACGGUACCUGAAGCUGGCGAACGCCGCGGUGGACUGGGUGCGGGCCGCGCUGGGGCGGACCAAGUGGGGUGAAGGCCCGGAGAGCUGGUUACAGGAGCGGUUCGAGGGCGGUGGGCUGUACGGGCCGCGAUGGAAGGAGUUCUGGGGAGUAGAGUGGGAGUGGGUACUGGGUGAGGCGGUUGGGCUCGGGGUUGUCGAGGUGUUUGAGACGGGGAGUGUGGGGAGGGGAGUGAGGGCCUUGGGACCUUAGGAUAAAGGCGUUCGUGCUUGAUGGAUAUGACUAUGAUGCAGGAUGGGUAAAUGUUACAGAGAUAUACGAGGUUGGAGUUACAAAAGAGGAGGGAAUGUCUAAACGAAACCCCGGAUAGCAUAGAAGGGAGUUGUUAUGCAAGGUUCACAUCUUCCGUCAAGCAGAGUAGAUAGCUUGUAGAAGAAAACGAAGCCUUGAGCUCUCUAAAGAUAUAGACUGGACGGAGAGCAGUCGUGAAUGCUAGGCCCUAUACGAAGGCUGGUGUAGGAAGUUUGGCAACUUCAAUGUUAUCUAGGUAGCCCCCAAC